Ostertagia ostertagi is the source of this 1071-nucleotide messenger RNA. NCBI's taxonomy places the organism in Eukaryota, Metazoa, Nematoda, Chromadorea, Rhabditida, Trichostrongylidae. The record is from the annotation of a GenBank genome assembly.
GCUUCAACUUCACUUCGUCGUACUACAGUUCCACCAAUUUGUGAGCUUCAAGGCACUUCUAUGGAAGCGCAUGUCCCUUCAUAUUUCAUGACUGAUACAUCGUUUCAGGUGGCUUCUUCCCCUUACUUCUUAGGUUACGGAUCGAACAAUAUUUAUUACCAUACCACGCAUGUCGCUGCUCCUUCAUUGUAUGUCGAUUCAACACUACUUCAAACUCCUACAACACCAGCUCAAGUUUCAUCUAUGCCACUCUCUUCACUGUUUCUUUCUACUCAUCAUCCCACUUCCUCUUCUCCUACACAACUUUCAACGGCCUCGCAUCAGCCCCUCACCACCUCUUCUUCAGUUCCUCCCCAGCUCACACCAGUCUCGUUUCAACGCGCCAUAUCCUCCUCUCCAGCACCUCCGCAGCUUUCAUCGGGCGCGCUUCAGCCUCAUACAUCCCCUUCUGCGGCUCCUCCGCGGCUCUCACCCAUACCUUUUCAGGGCCCCACGUCCUCUUCACCUGCACCUCCACGCCUUUCACCAAUCUCGUUUCAAGGCCCCACGUCCUCUUCCCCUGCACCUCCACGCCUUUCACCAAUCUCGUUUCAAGGCCCCACGUCCUCUUCCCCUGCACCUCCACGCCUUUCACCAAACUCGUUUCAAGGCCCCACGUCCACUUCCCCUGCACCUCCACGCCUUUCACCAAACUCGCAUCAGCCCCCCUUGUCUCCAAUUCGGAGUCCUGCUCCCCCUAGUGUCACACCGGCCCCUUCCCUCUACUCAGCUACUGCACCUGCACAUUCGAUGCACCGACUUCCCCUAACACAGUGCACCAAGUUGUGCGAAGAUACUUCGGUGAAAAGCAGAAUUCCAGGAACGACGCGUUCUUUUACGUUCUACCGAGUGUACACGAAUAAGAACUGUGCCAACUACACUUGCGUCCACUGUUUGAAGGAAAGAAGAAGACGUGGAGAGCAUGUGAUGGGAGAAUGUAUCAAAAAGAAAUGGAAGACAGUGUCAGGGCUGCAAUUCGGCGCACAGGCUAUCAAGCCAGACGACGAGCAAUCUCAAAGUACGACACAGUGA